UGAGAAUAGGUGGUAGCAAUGAUACUAGUGUUGAACUUGUCAAUAAAGAAUUCCCACCUUCCACAUACCUCCCAUGUUACUUCACAUUAACACAAUCCCAAAACCAAAAGCCUUCUUACUUAGUCAACUACUUUCCUUCAUCAAGUUAUACCUUUGAUCUUUGCUCCAACUCUGCACUUUCCACAACACAACACAGGGAGAGAGAGAGAGAGAGAUGGGAACACCUCCCAAAUACACUUCCUUGUUCCUCACCCUCUUGAGCUUCUUCUUACGUGUCCAUUCACAAACAUCAGAUUCAUGCACCACUCCUCUCACCCUCCAAACUCCCCUUCCCUUUGACACAACUUCUCUCCACUGUGUCAGUGUAUGGCCUUCUCAAGGCUUCAUCCUCAGAUAUGUGCAGGGUGCCCCAAAUGUGUGGAACUUCUUGCUCUCAGCUCCCAACAAAAAUGCAUACAUUGCCAUUGGAUUCUCACCCAAUGGCCACAUGGUUGGCUCAAGUGCCUUAGUUGGCUGGGUGGGAGCUGAUGCCCUUUCUGUCUUGCAAAAAUACUACUUAGGUGGUCAAUCACCUAAUCUUGUCACACUUGAGUCCCCUGAUCAAGGCUUGUCCAUAAGGAAUUCAUCCAUCUUUCCCCAAUCAAACCAACUCUACAUGGCUUUCCAGUUGAUCACUGACACCACACCCGUCCCCCGUCUCAUAUACUCUGUGGGCCCUGCCGGACGACUCCCCUCGGCCCCUGCCUACCAACUCACUCAACACAGCGACCAGAUCUCCACUGUCCUCAACUAUGCUACAGGUCAAUUUCAGACAGAUAAUAGUAAGCCAGAGGCAAGUCUUAGGAGAAGCCAUGGGGUGUUGAGCAUGUUAGGUUGGGCCAUUUUGAUGCCGAUUGGCGCGAUGGUGGCUCGCUACAUGAGGCAAUGGGAUCCCAUUUGGUUCUAUUCCCACGUCGCCCUUCAGUCGUUUGCAUUCGUUAUGGGCUUGUCGGGGGUUAUAUGCGGUCUUGUCCUGGAAAAUCGCCUCAAUGCUUCUGUCGACAAGCACAAAAGCCUAGGCAUUGUCAUCCUCGUACUUGGCUGCCUCCAGGUGAUUGCGUUGUUGGGUCGUCCAGACAAGGCAUCGAAGGUGAGAAAGUAUUGGAAUUGGUAUCAUUUCGGGGUGGGGAGGGCUCUCAUCUUCCUGGCUGUGGUGAAUGUAUUCUACGGGAUCCAUUUGGGAGGCGGCGGGUCGAGUUGGAAUGCGGGUUUUGCUGUUGCUCUUGCUGUCCUGUUUGUCAUCUCUCUCAUUUUAGAGCUCCGGAUGUGCUUGAGGAAAUGAUCUCUUUUUUUUAAUUACUUGGAGUGCUUAAAUUUUCCUUUGUUAUAUUAUUACUAUCAUUAUUGUAUUUUAUUUAGAUGAUCAUUGAAUAUUUUGUAAUUAUUUUCGUCUUUGUAUUUGUCGACUUUUUUUAUUUUUUUCCGAGUAUUAUAUUGUUAAAAGACGUUUAUUAUGAACAAUUUAUGUAAUAAAUAGGAGAGUAAACUGUCGCACACUUGUACCUCUACAAACGGCAU
This is a messenger RNA of Sesamum indicum (sesame), 1557 nucleotides long. Its product is annotated as Cytochrome b561/ferric reductase transmembrane with DOMON related domain-containing protein. The record is from RefSeq and is a predicted model, not a curated record. Lineage: Eukaryota; Viridiplantae; Streptophyta; Magnoliopsida; Lamiales; Pedaliaceae.